CAGAAGAAGAAGAAGCAGAAGAAGAAGAAGAAGCAGAAGAAGAAGAAGCAGAAGAAACACGCUGAACAGUCGGAAGCCAAAGUCUGAAAACGGUUCACGAAGAACACGUUCACAGCGCCCUGUUAUCCGAGCGAGCCCGUGGGCCGCUCGCGGGACAUGGCCGGCUGUGAGGCGGUGCUCACGGUUCGUCUGGUCCGGUCCUUUGAGCACAGAAACUUCAAGCCAGUCGUUUUUCACGGAGUCAACUUGGACCAAACGGUGCAGAACUUCAUUCAGUUGGUCAGAGACGAUAUCGCAACAAGACGAGGGCUCCCCCCUCCUUUCAAAACAUACGCAUAUGACACAAUGAAGAUUAUCCACCAAGCACAUGGAGCAAAGACUAACGAGUUGGUGAUGAGUUUAGAAGAUGAUGAAAAUCUCAUUCUGCAAGACAACCAAACCCUCAGAGCUGCUGGCGUUGGGAAUAAACCAUGGCAGCACGAAGCCGCAGAAUGAUAGAGGUCCUAAUGAUGAACAUCAGUCCUCGUGCUCGAAUUACGUUGACAGUUUUCACAACUGUGUUCAUUGCAUCGCCAAGCUGGACUGUCUUGGCACAGAGGGCUUCUCGGUGGAUGAUACAGUGCAUUUUAACAGCCUCGCCUUCACUCUCUCACGCCUUGGCGCACGCCAUCGAGGCCAUUCCUCUGCGCUCGCCUGUCAUAGCUGGAGCCCCAUCGGUUGUAACUCCACACAGCUUUAAGUCCCAUCUUGUCGAUUGCUUCUGACGGCACAUGUCCUUCCCCGUUGUUGUCCUUAGAUCAAGCAGCUCCUCCGUGAUGCAAAAAUGAUCGACUCCCCGCAAAACAAUUAACAGCUGUGCGCAUCUGUGCUCUCGUAAAACAUAAUCGAAUAAAAAUCAGGAAACUAUAGCACGGUUCAUGCUAUUGAAACUGUUGUUUCGAGAAGUAAUUGAAUUUAUAGUAUUUUAGUUAUUUCAUUUAUGGCUGAAGGAGGAGUAGUAGAACCGGACUUGGUGGCAGAUUUACUUCCAACGCCAUCCUCAAGGAGGACGUUUGAGGAAAAGCAGGAAAUCGUAGCAUAUGGCCGCCCUACCCCACAGCUAACAGCCUUGAACCAGCAAGAAAAAACAUUUAUGCGUCACUUUCAGUUCGCCAACUACGAUAUUCCUGGAUGAGCAUCGGAGAAGAGUUGCAAACUGUAUUGCUGGGAAGGCCUUUAAUUUGCGACUGAGCGUCUUGGUGUUUACUGCCACUGUGGAGCGGACAUUCUCAGCCUUAAAACGCAUCAAAACUGCCUCCAGAAACGCAACUGGGGAGGCUCGGCUGUCCAGAGGGACCUGCUGGUGGAGCUCCGACACACCGACACACUUUACAACCGCGCCAUCGAACUCUUUCUUCAUAAAGAGAGGAGAGUGGACUUAGUUUUUAAGUGAGCAUCUGGUGAGGUCACUGCUUUUUUUUCUUCUUUUUUUUUUACAUCUGCAGUAGCGUUAAUGUGUCUAUGGUGUUGUGUUUAUUAUAUAGUUAAUUAAUAUCGUUACUUCUGAUGUUAAUAAUAUUUCAAUGCCUUGUUAUUUUCAGUGUACAGUGUUUUAGCCCCCCCGUUUUGUUUAUUUUUUCGUCAUGUUUUGUUAUAAAUAAAUGUGACUAGUUCUUUUAA
Messenger RNA from Cyclopterus lumpus (lumpfish), 1659 nucleotides. It is a transcript of the gene c21h2orf76, whose product is annotated as chromosome 21 C2orf76 homolog. Bases 157 to 495 code for a protein of 112 amino acids. The record is from RefSeq and is a predicted model, not a curated record. NCBI's taxonomy places the organism in Eukaryota, Metazoa, Chordata, Actinopteri, Perciformes, Cyclopteridae. The transcript is spliced from 5 exons.